Moesziomyces antarcticus is the source of this 1275-nucleotide messenger RNA. RefSeq lists its product as uncharacterized. The coding region runs from base 1 to 1275 and encodes 424 amino acids. The transcript has a single exon. The record is from RefSeq and is a predicted model, not a curated record. Lineage: Eukaryota; Fungi; Basidiomycota; Ustilaginomycetes; Ustilaginales; Ustilaginaceae.
AUGGUCCUGCAGAACAAGUACAAGGCCAAGGCUUCGCGUCGGUACAAUUCGCAAAAGGGAGAGGCCAACGACGCCGAAGCAGGCUCAUCCAAGCCCGGAUACCGUCAGCGAUUUGCCAACAAGCAUCGCCGCUCCGCCAGCGCUGGCGGCGGGCCAGCAGAAGAGGAAUCUGAGAGUGGCAGCGGUGAGGAUGACGAAGACCACAGCGGAGAUAGCGAGGACGACGACAAAGACAAGGACUUCCCCAGCCUAGCCAACGCCGCUUCCGGCAGCCAGACAAAUACAGCGUCGGAGGAUGACCCUUCAAAUCCUACGCGUGGGAAGUACGCUCGGCGCAGGCUGGGCGAGAGCAAGCUCGCGAGGCUGGAGAGGCUCGAAGCGGCCAAGGAUCCACGUCUACCCGACGACGAGGAGCCAGAGCCAGAGGUGGACAUCUCGAACCUGGUCGCGCGCGUGGCAGCCAUGGGCGACUUGGCGAGCACCCAGGCCGGUCUUGCCGAGCAGAUCGCCCGCAGCCGCGCCCAGAACGAGACUGCCUCGGACGUCGAGAACGACAUCGACCACAGCCUGGCGUACCUGCACGAGCGCGAACGGCAGCGUCAGAAGGCCAAGGGCCGCGGCGGCGCUGAUGGGGACGAGGCCAGCAAGCAUGCUGCAGAAGCGCUGGCAGCUGAAGCUGACGGCGAGCCGAUCGACCUCGAAGCACUGCGAAAGGAGAAGGAGAAGGCCGACGCCGUGCGCGUACUCAAGGCUCGCUUCCAGGGGCAUGGCGUGGGCGAGAAACGACGACCAGAUGCGAAACCUCGUGUGGCGCCUUCGAUACAGAUCGGCCCGCAUGCCGUCCCCCAGUCACCCGCCGACAGCGACGUAGCCGCUGCGGCUACGGCUAGCACACUCUCGCCCGGCUUGACUGCCGAGAUCGAGUCGGCGCUCGCCAAGACGACCAGCGGUGAGACGGCUUCGGUCGGCUCGGGGCGCUCGAGCUUCAGCACGACUUUUGGCCGGCGCCGAUCGCCACUCGCCGGCGUUGCCGGUACAGAGCAGGAGCGUGGCUCGGCCCAGCGCACCGAGCGCAUCGACAGCUUCCUGGCUAGCAUCAACGAUCGCAGCGUCCACGGUGGUCGCGAUCCAUCCGUCUUUUCGCUCAGCCCCCAAGGCGGCUACACUGCCGCAUCUAGAUCUGCAUCGUAUCGCGACCAAAAGAGUAUGACGCCCCACUCGUCGCACGGCGAACUCGGUCGCCUCGAGAACUUUCUCGACGACAUGCUUGGCUGA